This is a messenger RNA of Tribolium madens (black flour beetle), 1369 nucleotides long. RefSeq names its product argininosuccinate synthase. The transcript has 5 exons. Gene Ontology annotation, molecular function: ATP binding; argininosuccinate synthase activity. NCBI's taxonomy places the organism in Eukaryota, Metazoa, Arthropoda, Insecta, Coleoptera, Tenebrionidae. The record is from RefSeq and is a predicted model, not a curated record. Gene Ontology annotation, cellular component: cytoplasm. Bases 1 to 1239 code for a protein of 412 amino acids. Gene Ontology annotation, biological process: L-arginine biosynthetic process; urea cycle.
AUGAGUCGAGGUAAAGUCGUUCUCGCCUACUCUGGUGGUUUAGACACUAGUUGUAUUCUAAGAUGGCUAUUGGACCAGAACUACGAAGUCAUUUGUUACAUGGCCAACAUGGGCCAAGACGAAGAUUUCGAGGCGGCGAGGCAAAAAGCCGAGCAAAUUGGAGCAUCAAAGGUUGUGAUUGAGGAUUUGAGGGAAAUUUUCGUCAAAGAGUACGUCUGGCCGGCCAUUCAAGCCGGGCUAUUGUACGAAUCUAGAUACCUUCUUGGUACUUCUUUAGCGCGACCCUGUAUAUCAGUGGGUUUGAUCAAUGCAGCGAAAAAAUACAACGCCCUGUAUAUCUCACAUGGGGCUACUGGGAAGGGCAAUGAUCAAGUCAGGUUCGAAUUAUCCUGUUAUUCGCUAUGGCCGGAUGUGAAAAUAAUCGCGCCUUGGAGGAUCAAAGAAUUCACGACGAGGUUCCAAGGCCGACUAGAUUUAAUCAAGUAUGCGUCCUUGAACAAUAUCCCGGUCCCGGUGACUCCCAAGGCUCCAUGGAGCAUGGAUGCCAACCUAAUGCAUAUUAGUUACGAAUCAGGGAUUUUGGAAAACCCUAACAAUGAGCCACCUCAUGACCUUUUCCAUAUGACUCAAGACUUGACAAAGGCCCCAAACGAGGCCUUUAAACUGUCAAUUGAAUUCUGUCAAGGUCUCCCCAUCAAGGUCAUCACUCAAGAUGCCCAAGUCUUUGACAAACCUUUAGAAAUGUUCACUUAUUUGAAUCAAAUCGGGGGAAAACACGGUAUUGGCCGGAUUGACAUUGUCGAGAAUCGUUUCAUUGGUCUAAAGUCACGUGGGGUGUAUGAAACGCCCGCUGGACAUAUUUUACACGUGGCACACACCGAUUUGGAGGUUUUUUGUCUCGAUAAGGAAGUAUACAGAGUGAAGCAAAAUUUAAGAGAGAAAUUGUCGGAUUUUGUAUAUAAUGGGUUUUGGUUCUCACCAGAGGGUUCCUAUGUAAGGAAAUGUAUCGCAUUGGCUGAGGAAACUGUCACGGGAAAAGUCAAUAUGGAGAUUUAUAAGGGAAAUGUUGUGGUUUUGGGACGUUGGUCACCAGUUUCGCUCUAUAAUGAGGAACUGGUUUCGAUGGAUAAACAUUCGGAAUUUUCACCAAGUGACGCCACUGGGUUUAUUAAUAUUCAAGCGAUUAGGUUGAAGGAGUAUCACAGGUUUCAGAAACAACAAAAGGUUGAUUUUUCGUGACCAACGAGGGAAACAAAUUUUUCUGUUUUCAACAAAAUUAUAUAAAAAUUGAUAUUUUAGUAAAUUUUAUGGAAUUACUUACAUAUAAAAAGUGGCAAAAAAAAUCUGAAAAUACAUAUUUUUUACAUGA